AUGGCUUCUUUCGACACCAUGACCGAAGCCCUUCAUGCCGUGACUGCCAUCAAAAUACCCGAGCUUAGAAAGCAAAAACAAGCAUAUGAGCGCGCCAAGCAGUCGCUGUUAUUAAAAGCCCAGAGCGAGGCAGAUAACAGGGAGCGAGUCCAGUUGCUGCUCGACGGAUCUGAAGAGCUUCCUGGCAUAAAAGACCUGAGGACUCACCCUCUCUUCAACAUCUCCCAUCUAUGGUCUUUUGUCGAGCAGGCAAGAUUCGAUCCCUCUAUUUCAGAGCAGGUCUUGGCCGAUUACGAAAACACCGUCCGGAACCAACUCGAUGCCGAGACAGCAAAGUACGAUUUUACUGAGCUAUAUGGGGAGUUGGUGAAGGAGUGGACAUCCUCCAACAAUGCAAAUGCGACAGACUCUGAGAGCGGGUUCGCUGCCCUCGGACAUGAGGAAAUGCAUCAGCAGCGCGCCGCCUUAGAGGAGUAUGUAUUCAACGCCAAGAAAACAGACACUGCCGCAAUAAACGCGUAUCUUGAUGAGAUCUUUACAAACAACCCUUCCAAGGAGGUGGUGAGCGCGUUCGAGAGACUCCGAAGCCAGAUCAAAAAUUUGCAAACGAACUGGGACAGGUCAUCACACUUCGAGACGGAGGUAGUCACCAAAUGCAUUAAGAAUAUCAUAGAUAACAGCGUCAUCUCAGAUUCAAAACAGUCAGCGCUACGUGGCUUUCUAGAGAAUGAGAUUGUCAUCGAGGAGAUAGCGGACGCCAUGAACAUACGCAUGGCCGCACGCAAUUCCUUCGCGCUGGACGGCCCGACAAUCAUUGAGCAGCGGCGGCAGCUCAACGGCCGGUGCCGUUUCUAUCCUGACGAGGACCUCCUGCAGAUGAUCUUCCUCCAGUAUAUCGGCGCGAAAUGGGCGCUUGAACUCAAGCGAGCUCUUACCGAGUUCACAUUCGCCGAUGGUGUUUUGAAGUCUGCGUCAGGGAAGCUGAGCAAACAGGCUCUUCGACGCCGUCAGUUUUUCUUAGGCAACGGCCCUGCGCUCCAAAGGCAUAGUGUCGAGUACCAAAACCACACGACUUGGAGAACUAAUAUCUUUCUCGAUCAGCUUCCGGACGGGGCUGGAUCCGAUUGGAUGGACGAUGAGGACAAGCCCGAACAUGGCUAUGAGGAAGACUAUCCCCUCCAGAAUACUCGCAAUUCUCAGCAACUUCUCCAUCGCAUCCAGGCCCAUCUAAUCGUACGGAGGAAAUUGAAGAUGAACACAGCGGUGAUUCGAUCUGAUUUCAAGUGGCUUGGUCCCUCGCUUCCUCACAGCUCGAUCUUUGCAGUCCUAAGAUAUUUAGGUGUUCAAGAGGAGUGGAUUGAUCUUUUCAAGAAAGUUCUGGAGGCUCCAAUCACUUUCAAGGAUGACUCGCCAGAUUCAGCGCCUCGUGUCCGGAAGCGUGGUACUCCCAUUGGCACCCGUCUGACGACGUUUUUUGGCGAAGCCGUUCUCUUUUGUGUAGAUUUCGCUGUGAACCAGAAAACCAAUGGCGCUAAGCUCUGGCGUAUGCAGGAUGAUUUCUGGCUCUGGGGCGAUACUGAAGUUUGCUCCAAAGGCUGGGACACCCUAACGAAAUUCUCCCAUGUCAUGGGCUUGGACUUUGACGAGGAGAAGACAGGAUCAUGCCAGGUCCUCGCGGACGGAUCCGAGGAGCAAGCUAACGCCAAUGCCAAUCUUCCCAGCGGCGACCUGGUUUGGGGUCUUACUAAACUGGAUGCUGCUUCUGGAGAGUUCGUGGUUAACCAAGAAAAGGUGGAUGUAUACAUCGAGGCACUCGACCUUCGGCUCAAAGCGUCCAACAGCAUCUUUGAUUUCGUCCUGGCCUGGAACCUCUAUGGGUGCCGCUUCUUCCUACAAAAUCGCUGCUGGAUUAACGUAAGCAAUACACGCCAGCAGGUUCAUGAGUUGCUCGAAACCUUUCGACGUAUCCAGUCCCGAGUAUUCCGAUCAUCCAAUGGGAGCAUCGAGCAACACUUGAAGCGGAUGAUUCAGGAUCGUUUUGGAGUGUCAGACAUCCCCGAUGGCUUCCUCUACUAUCCGCCAGUGCUGGGUGGGUUGGGGUUAGAAAACCUUUUCAUUUAUCUCAAUCUGUCCGCCCACUCCACGGCCAAGAGCUCCGAGGAAUUUCUUGAAACGUUCUUCCAGAACGAGAAGAACGAAUAUGGUUCGCGAAAGAAGAUUUUUGAGGAACUAGGCACAAGCAACGGGAGUUCCGGCCAGACCGUCGAUCCAGUCGUUUCGGGAGACAACCCUGAGAAGAACCAGAGUCGCCGCGCCGCUGGAGGCUUUCCGGAACCAAUUGGAGAUUGGGCCGACCUUCAAGAUGAGCCAUUCAUGAGUUUCGAAGAGUUCGUCCAGCAUCGGGAAGUGACAAGCGUGGCUCUAGGGAUGGAAUAUGGAUGCUUAUUUCAAGAGCAAGGUCAGCCCGAGAUUGAGAUAGCGAAGGAGCUUACCCUGAGCCGUGAGUAUCUUUCGCAAGUAGAAGCCCGCACACGUUGGAAUAACUACGACAAAUGGGUCAUUCAGUUGUAUGCGAAGGAGAUGGGGGCGCGCUUUGGUGGUGUUUUCGCGAUUAAGAAGGGAUUACUGCCAGCUGGUCUCAUUAAAAUGUUGCUCGAGAGCCGGUUAUCGUGGAAGAACUAG
Clonostachys rhizophaga is the source of this 2682-nucleotide messenger RNA. Lineage: Eukaryota; Fungi; Ascomycota; Sordariomycetes; Hypocreales; Bionectriaceae. The record is from the annotation of a GenBank genome assembly.